AUGCCUCAGCGAGAGCUAUUUCAUCUGCAGUUCAUCGGUUGGCCUGAUCACGGAUGUCCAGAACAUCCGGAAUCUGUGGUUACGUUUCCUGGAUGCUGUGGAUGUGGCUUGCAAGAAGGCCAUCUCGACGCAGGUGCAGGCAUUGGACGAACGGGGACGUUUAUAGUGAUAGACAUUCUCCUCAAUCAAAUUCGGCACAGAGGAAGUUCUUGUCCCAUUGAUAUACCACGCACGGUGAUGAAAAUUCGCGAACAGCGCAGCCGUAUGGUUCAAACGGAAGCGCAAUAUGUCUUUCUGUACAGAGCAAUUAGUUGCUAUAUAGCUAUGCAAAGUCGGUCUCGACAUCCUUCCGAUGAGACGGGUACCGGUGAAGGAGGGCAUCCGCUACAUCUUCCACCACCCCCAGUUCCGCGACGACGAGCGGUACCUGAGGUCGCUCAGGCAUAUGUGAAUAACGGAUAG
Molecule: messenger RNA, 462 nt
Organism: Ostertagia ostertagi
Lineage: Eukaryota; Metazoa; Nematoda; Chromadorea; Rhabditida; Trichostrongylidae
Source: the annotation of a GenBank genome assembly